AUGGCUAAACUAAGUGGAAAGAACAGCAACAGUCCAGUGGUGGGUGUCAACAACAAGGCAGCUGUGAGGCCUCCAGUCCAAGUGUGUAUUUGUGUGGAAGUGCUUCUCCAAUUCCAAACUCUGUCCCUCAUUUCUGACCCUUUGCUCCCUGCAGCUGACUGGCCCCCACUUAAACGAGGCCUGAGCAAGUGCUGUGGCUCCUUGGCUCCUGAGGAGGAGCCAGUAUCUGCCUCCCAAAUGGAAGACGAGGAGGAGGAGGAGGAGAUGGAUUUGGAUCCAGAUCUAACCCCAGACCCGGAGGAGGAGGAAGAGGAGGAUGAGGAAGAGAGUGAUCUCGGGGAUCCAGCUGUCCAAUGCGUCCACAACACCCAGAGAGGUCUUCUCAACUCCCCUGGAAUCAAGGCCUCUGGUAUGUUGGGGAUGUCACCUGCUUCCUUGCACUUUCUGUGGCAGACGCUGGACUACCUCUCUCCUGUUCCUUUCCGGACUACCUUUUCCAGUGCCAGCUCUCCAGCACGACACUUGGACCUCGACUUCUCCUACCAGACCCAACCUCUCUUCUGCAGCCCACCAACCUCAUGGCCCCCUAGUUUCAGUCAUCUGACCCAGCUCCACCCUCAGCACCAACGGAUCUUGCAGCUGCAGCAACAUAGUCGAACACCAAGUCCCCCAGCCAAGAAGCCUUGGUCUCAGCACCCAGACCCCUAUGUUAACCUCAUGACCCGAAAAGAGAAAGACUGGGUGAUAAGACAGAUGGUUCAGCUGCAGAGUGAGAACCCCUGCCUGGAUGACUAUUACUACCAGGAAUAUUAUCAGACUGAGAGAAGCAGACCGAGGGAAGAACUACUUGGGCGAAGGACCAAGGUUGAAUCCCUCAAGCUGGUGACACCUUACAUUCAGAAUGCGGAGGCUUAUGAGUCAGUGGUUCGAAUCGAGGGUUCCCUGGGCCAGGUAGGUUCAACAUGUUUUAGCCCUCGUCGAGCUAUUGAUGCUGUACCCCAUGGAUCUCAAGAGCAGGAGAUGGGAGCUGCAAGCAGUCAGAGGCUUCAGGUGUUGUCCCGGAUUGAGAAGAUGUUCAUUCAGUUACUAGAGCUAGAACAGGGCCAGAAGGAUGGGCCUCAACAGCCCUGCUACUCCGAACAGCAGAGCAACCAGGUUGAGAAGCUCUUCCAGGCCUUAAAGACCCAGGAGCAGAAUAAUCUGGAGGAGGCAGCAGAUGGCUUCCUGCAGGUGCUCUCCGUGAGGAAGGGGACUCUGGUGGCAAGGCUGCUCCCUUUCCUGCCCCAGGAUCAAGCUGUUAGCAUUCUUCUGGCUAUCACCCACCAUUUGCCCCUCCUAGUCAAAAGGGAUGUUGCCGAUCAGGCCCUACAAAUGUUAUUCAAACCUCUGGGCAAAUGUAUCAGUUACUUGACCUUCCGACUCCUCCAAGGACUUCAGGGGCUAAUGCUGUUUCCGCCUGGCUCCUCAGAGCGACCAGUCACUGUGAUCCUUCAGAACCAGUUUGGAAUUUCUUUGCUCUAUGCCCUGCUGAGUCAUGGGGAGCAGCUGGUAUCCCUGGAGUCUUCUCUUAAGGAGUCCAAUAGUGAUAAUCAGCUUGGUAAGAUCUUAUGGACAGACAUGGUGGUUCUGAUUGCCUAGAUCGCCCAUAUGCCGACAGCCUCUCUGGCAGAACUAGCCUUCCCCAGCAACCUUCUUCCUCUGUUUUGUCACCAUGUGGACAAACAAUUGGUACAGCAGCUAGGGAGAGGAUGGAGCUUGCUUGGAUCUAUUGAUCCAGUUGUGCUGGAACAUGUACGUGUAGGAAAAGUUUAA
Molecule: messenger RNA, 1812 nt
Organism: Lynx canadensis (Canada lynx)
Lineage: Eukaryota; Metazoa; Chordata; Mammalia; Carnivora; Felidae
Gene: PATL2
Product: PAT1 homolog 2
Biological process (GO): deadenylation-dependent decapping of nuclear-transcribed mRNA; P-body assembly
Cellular component (GO): P-body
Molecular function (GO): RNA binding
Source: RefSeq, a predicted model, not a curated record